AUGCACAUGAAUUGUUUACCAACAAUAGUAAAAUGUACACAAUUUGAUGAAAUAGCCAUGUGAUGCUUUUUUGUAGACCUUGGAACCCAUUUAAAAGUAUGCUUCCUAAAGCAAUGUAAUUCUGAUUUUUAAAAAAAUUAGUUUAUAUAUAUUCAAAUGUCCGCUCAUGCUUUGCAAAAAUUGUUUUCAUCAACUUUGAGCUCAGUUAUUCAUGUUUUCCCCUUUGCUCAUCAUUUUCGAAUGCUUGACUUUAUGUCUUGGAAUAACGAGCUCUGUGCAGAUUGAUGGCUGAAAUCGAGGUCCCCAGUUAUGAUGCAAAAAUAGAAAUCGGCCAUUUUUGUUCGUUCUCGCUACGUUUUGGUUUGAACAAAAUUAUUAACAUUUGAAGAAAUAUGGAGAUUUUUAUUAAAAAAAAAAAAUAUGUUGCAUAUGUUCCACAGAAUUUCAGAUCUGUACUGAAGUAGGAUACACUGGGAAUUUACAGAGUGAAAUAAAAAAUUCUAAACAUGCUUAAAUUAUGCAGUACAUAGACAAAGUGGAUGAUGACGUAGUGCGGGCUGGGGAGGAGGCUCGGGCAUCCGGUCGACUGACUCCGCUGAUUAAGAUUGAGCUGUGGUCCAAGAUUCAGGCCAGAAGGCUUUCGGAGGGGAAGGAAGAAUUAAACGUCGAGUUCACGGCGCCCAAUCACACACCUCUGACGGCGGAAGAAGAAGUUAAAAGUAAGAAACGGCGGGACAGCAACAAGGAGGCGGCCCAUCGCUGUAGACAGCGGCGCAAGGCCCGCGAAAACGAAAACCAGAAGGAGUUGGAGAAGUUAAUGAUAAAAAAUAAAGACCUUAAAGAAAAAGCAGCUGAGCUGGAGGAAGAGCUGCAAUUUUAUAAAGGGUUCCUCAGUAUUGAGUCCUCCACGCAGGUGGAUUUGAACCCGGCCUCGCCGGAACAGCAGGUCCCCGGAUUGUGGACGGGGGAAGAUAUUAUUGAACAUUUUUUAUAGAUAUUCAUCAAAUGAAACCCAUCAUGUUGUCAAAAUUCUUCAUUGCUGAUGGAGGUCUUGUUUCGACUGAACGAGUGUCCUAUAUUGGUUUUUUUUAAAUGUGAAGAAGAAAAAAAUCUGAACUCUAUAUUUGGUUAUUCCUCAAUCAUAGUGGAAUUGUAAUUUAGAAACGUGUAUAAAUUUCAGCUUAUUGCUGGUUGUUACUAAUUGCACAGAUAAUCCUUAAGCAGUUUUCAGCCUAAAAUGUAAUGUACAUGAGCAUCCUGUUUCCUAAUUGUUGUCAGAAAUAUUAAUAUUGAACUCAGUUCUCAGGGAAAUCAAAUAUAAAAUUUGUUGUAAUCAUUCCAUUAUCAUCUCUUUCACCAUUACACUAGGCAAAAUGAAAUCAAAAUGGCAUACAAUGUUAAAAAGAAGUAGUUUUAGCGUAGAUUGCAUUAGUUGUUCUUGUUAGGUUGUAAACGCAUUUGUAAAUACCACGUAGAACGCUUAACCAGAAUAUGUAGUCUCUGUGUUACAUUGUUUUUUGGGGUGUGUUUUUUAUACUAUUUUUUUUUAUGAGAUUUUGGAUUUGUUAAAUGCGACUGCAAUUUCUUUGAUGUUUAUUGUUUAUAAAUACAUUAUCCUUGUUUUUGUAUAAAAUGUAUAUUACUGAGAGUUAUGAUGUUCCACCGGUCAUCUACAUCUUGAGACGCCGUGGACAUUUUUUUUUUUUAUCAUCAGCUGGGCAUUGAAGUGCUUAUUGAUCAACUGUCUUUACGUUUAUAUGAUUGGCUUCAGCUUUAGAAGUAUUAUUGGCAUUUUUAUGGAGGUUUGACCGUUUUCGAGGCAAAUUUUCAACCAAUUAUCAUGUAUAUUACAAUCUGCUUUUUAACGAGAUGUAUGUUUCUUUUGACUGUUUAACACGUGUCUUGCCAUUAUUGAGUUUUAUAAUAGCUCCGUGCGGUAGUCAGUUUUAUCAUUAGUAAUCAAGUUUCGCCGUUCAUAGAUGCAAUGUAAAAUCAUGUUCCAAUUAGAUCGUCGGUGCAGAUUUUGAAACAUGGCAUUUUUUUGAUGGGAUGGCUUAGAUAUUAAGUAUUUUGAUGGUUCUCUUUAUUUGAUGGGGAGGGGGGCAUCAAAUGCUGACAGUAAUGUGUUCAGAGACCCAGCACAUAGCCAAAAUGCCAACGGUGCUGGCAAUAUUGUAUAUUGUUGUAUAUUGUUUUAUAUUUUUUAUACUUGUUAUAUGUGAAAUAAAUUGUUUAUGUAUGA
Molecule: messenger RNA, 2242 nt
Organism: Ostrea edulis (European flat oyster)
Lineage: Eukaryota; Metazoa; Mollusca; Bivalvia; Ostreida; Ostreidae
Exons: 4
Coding region: 518-994 (158 amino acids)
Biological process (GO): regulation of transcription by RNA polymerase II
Cellular component (GO): nucleus
Molecular function (GO): DNA-binding transcription activator activity, RNA polymerase II-specific; RNA polymerase II transcription regulatory region sequence-specific DNA binding
Source: RefSeq, a predicted model, not a curated record